AUGAAACGCUCACGAGAGGCCGAAGAGGAACACCCGUCCUCUGGCAUUUCUGCAGACGAGCGUAGCAGUCCGGAGACGUCCACUUCAGAUAACCGCGCUGCCAAAAUCACUGGACUAGAGCCCGCCGUCGAGGGAGGAUCGGAGGUUUUUGCCAUGAAAUGUUCCCUUCCGCCUCACAAGGAGGCCCUGACUUUCAAGACAUACGACGACUACGAGGCGCACUACAUAGCCACGCACACCAACAGGUGUCUGGAAUGCGGGAGGAACCUACCGUCGGGCCAUCUGCUUAAUGUGCACCAUGAGGAAUGCCAUGAUUCCUUCGCCGCUGUGAAGCGGGAGAGAGGAGAGCACACGUACUCCUGCUUCGUAGAGAGCUGUGAGAGGAAGUGCAUGACGCCGCAGAAACGCCGGAUGCACCUCAUCGACAAACACGCGUUUCCCAAAAACUACUUUUUUGCUGUGACCAGGGAGGGUGUCGACGGGCGACGGUCACUGCUAGUAGAAGCAGGUCAUCACCGGCGGAAAUCGUCAAACGCUUUCGGUGCACCCAAGGAUUCGAAGCGUAGGUCAAGCAUUCUAGACGCGUCCACUUCACAAGGCGGAGAGUCACAAAAGUCAGGAGAUGCUGUGGCCAAGUCCGAGGCCAGCUCAGUGCCCGCGGAACCAGCGAUAACGGAACGUCCAGACACGGAAAUGGAGGAUCUCGCUGGUGCAAUGUCGGCGCUGAACUUUGUGCCAAACAGCGUGCGGUUUGGCAGGGGCGGAGGACGAGCAGGCUUUGCAAAACGAUGA
Colletotrichum phormii is the source of this 792-nucleotide messenger RNA. Its product is annotated as zinc finger protein. Bases 1 to 792 code for a protein of 263 amino acids. The record is from RefSeq and is a predicted model, not a curated record. Lineage: Eukaryota; Fungi; Ascomycota; Sordariomycetes; Glomerellales; Glomerellaceae. The transcript is spliced from 2 exons.